AGAUGCUUCAUUUGUGCUAGUUUCAUUUUUCUCGUGUUGUUCGUCGUAUUCCCUCGCUACGAAAGAAACGCUACUUUCUCCUCCUUGCUGCCUUUCUUCCUUUCUCAUUCAGUUUCACUCUUCCUCUCAUGGCGUCUUAUACUUCUUAUUCUACUGCCUCUAUUCCUUUUUCUUUGACGAGUUCUCGUACCCUUCACAAUCCCAUUUUCCCUGUUUAUACCUCUCUUGGCCUACUUAACCCUACUCUAGCCGCCUCCUCUCCUUCUUUGCGGAUCCAAAAGAAGCUCAAGAGUCAAAACCCGUAUCUUCUUCCCAAGAUUCAAUGCGUCCGAGAAACCAAAGCAACACCAAUUACCAAAGACUUGUGGGAAACUUCGAUUUUGAACAGUGAAACCCCUGUCCUUGUUGAAUUCUAUGCAAAUUGGUGCGGUCCUUGCAGGAUGGUGCAUCGGCUAAUUGAUGAGAUUGCAACGGAAUAUGCUGGCAGAUUGAAAUGCUUUGUCCUCAACACGGACACUGAUCUGGAGAUUGCUGAGAGCUAUGAAAUUAAGGCUGUGCCAGUGGUUCUGUUGUUUAAGAAUGGCCAGAAAUGUGACGCUGUAAUCGGCACCAUGCCAAAGGAGUUUUAUGUGGCUGCCAUUGAGAGGUUGCUCAAGCCUUAAACAUGGUUCUGUGCUGCUGACGGAUUCCCUGUAAACUGGAAUAAUGCUUGCCCUUGCACGACGUGCAAUUUUUGGUUCAGUUUUUGAAUUAGAAAACUUCACUUUGUUCUUUGUAGUUUGUACAUAUAGUGCAUGCUUACUUCCGGAUAGGGUUAUGAGACACCUAUUCCUCUAAUCUCCUUCAGAGUAUUGCAUUCAACUUUUGUAGUUUUUGCAGUUGAACUUGAUCCUUGUUCUUCGGAUUUUUUUCUGCCGAAUUUAUUGGCCAAAUUUUCUCCUGAAUUUGAGUA
Messenger RNA from Neltuma alba, 952 nucleotides. Its product is annotated as thioredoxin M3, chloroplastic. The record is from RefSeq and is a predicted model, not a curated record. The transcript is spliced from 2 exons. Gene Ontology annotation, molecular function: protein-disulfide reductase activity. The coding region runs from base 129 to 662 and encodes 177 amino acids. NCBI's taxonomy places the organism in Eukaryota, Viridiplantae, Streptophyta, Magnoliopsida, Fabales, Fabaceae. Gene Ontology annotation, cellular component: cytoplasm.